Nerophis lumbriciformis (worm pipefish) is the source of this 408-nucleotide messenger RNA. The record is from RefSeq and is a predicted model, not a curated record. NCBI's taxonomy places the organism in Eukaryota, Metazoa, Chordata, Actinopteri, Syngnathiformes, Syngnathidae.
AUGAACGGACGAGUCAGGACGAAGACGGUCAAAAAGGCCGCCAGGGUCAUUAUCGAGAAGUACUACACCCGUCUGGGCAAUGACUUCCACACCAACAAGAGGUUGUGUGAGGAGAUCGCCAUCAUCCCCAGCAAGCCUCUUCGCAACAAAAUCGCUGGUUACGUGACUCACUUGAUGAAGCGCAUUCAACGCGGCCCGGUGCGAGGCAUCUCCAUCAAGCUGCAGGAGGACGAGAGGGAGAGAAGGGACAACUACGUGCCCGAGAUCUCUGCUCUGGACCAGGAGAUGAUCGAGGUGGACCCGGAGACUAAAGAAAUGCUGAAGAUGCUGGACUUUGGUAACAUCUCCAAACUUCAAGUGACUCAGCCCGUUAUUGGCAUGAACUUCAAAACCCCUCGAGGACUUUAG